Molecule: messenger RNA, 1747 nt
Organism: Neopelma chrysocephalum (saffron-crested tyrant-manakin)
Lineage: Eukaryota; Metazoa; Chordata; Aves; Passeriformes; Pipridae
Gene: DUSP28
Product: dual specificity phosphatase 28
Exons: 2
Coding region: 40-687 (215 amino acids)
Biological process (GO): protein dephosphorylation
Cellular component (GO): cytoplasm
Molecular function (GO): MAP kinase tyrosine/serine/threonine phosphatase activity
Source: RefSeq, a predicted model, not a curated record
CUCUGAAAGCGUUUUAGCUUUCCAAACGCAGUUCUCGAGAUGCAGCCGGCACUAGGACCUGCCUGGAGCCUCUACGCCCCAGCCUGUACAGAACGGGUAAAUACAGCCCGGCCCACCGGCUGCGGGCGGCACAGCUGCGCUGCCGCCGAGGAGCCCCCGCACCCCGACCCCCGGCGCGGAGGGGCCGGGGACCUUGGGCUGCCCAUGCUCCAGCUCUGCAAGGUCACGGCCUCCCUGUUCCUCGGCACGGCCAGGGCAGCCUGCGACGAGGAGCUGCUGUCGCGGGAGGGGGUCACCUUCUGCAUCAAUGUCACCAGGCAGCAGCCGUUCCCCGGCCUCCCGCGGGUGCGCGGCAUUCGCGUGCCCGUGUUCGACGACCCGGCCGAGGACCUGUACCGGUACUUCGAGCCGUGCGGCAACGCCAUCGAGGAGGCCGUGCGGGGCGGGGGGAAGUGCCUGGUGUACUGCAAGAACGGCCGCAGCCGGUCGGCUGCCAUUUGCACGGCUUAUCUGAUGAGACACCGGCAGCUCCCGCUCAAGGACGCGUUUGAGGCUGUGAAGGCUGCCAGACCUGUAGCAGAACCUAACGCAGGAUUUUGGUCUCAGCUGCAGAGAUAUGAAGAAGAUUUGCAGAUACUAAAGCAGCCAGGUCCACUGAGCAAAGGACUUAAAACUAGCAAUGUGUGAAGAUGCUUUAAACAGAGUGAAGUUUCUACAGAUUAAAAAAAAAAAAAAAGGAAAAAAAUACCUUCCUGAAUCACCUCUGCAUAAAAUGCCUGAUGGUUCAUUCAGCACAUUUCUGUUGAAGGUGCAUGGAAACAGGGUGCAUGGAAGCAGGGAGAAACUACAGAAACAGAACAUGGUUGGAAGGAUUGUUAAACAAAGCAGAGGAAGGCAUGGAAACUUCAGCAGUUAUUUUCCACUGAAUACGAUAACGAUGUACUGAACGAGUGAAGGAGUUACCACACAGCAGUUUUACUCUUGGUUGUUAAUUAAAUUUCCCAGUGAUGCCACUGGAAGACCUGAUGCCAGACCAAGGAAGUUCUGAAUUCCUGUCUCACCUGCUGGAUAUUAAUUCAUAAUUCAUGUUCAUGAGCUGACACAACUUUUGGUGGGAAACUAACACUGGCUGAUGUUUAGUCUGCCAUUUUCCUUCCGUUCAACGAGACCAAAGCACCUUCAUAAAAUUACCUAAAAAUCCAGAGGACAGAAUGUACAGAUGAUGGGAAGGAGUUCAGCUCCCAACAUGCAAGUUAAGUGCCUUUUCAGCUUUUGAAAUUAUUGUCUAAAACACCAAAGGAAUGAUUUAAAAAACAACAGUUGAUAGUGGGGGGAAGAAGAUGACACUGGCAAUUUAGAAGUAAUCUUCACCCUUUUUAGCUUUACUUACUAAGUCUGACAAGAUCUGUCAGUGCCCAACACAUGCCUUAAUGUGCCAGUUUACAAGUCAGCUGUACCUGCAUCCAAGCAACUUGGCUAAAUCAUUUCUGCUAAGACUGCUUGCAGGUUGCUCUCUGAAAUUAUCUAUUGGGACAUCAAGAAAACUGCAUGAAACUUCUAAAUCAGACUACUAUAUGUUUAUCGUAAGACAUUAGAACUACAGAGAAACACCAAAGUAUUUUGUCAAACUGUAUGAAUACAUCUGUAAUUUAAAAGGGACAAGUUAUGAAACCUAUGAACCUGCAGGGUGAAAUUCCAUUUCAUGUUGCUUAAAGCGUAAAUAUAAAAUAAAAUUAGCUCAUCACCA